UCUGAUAUUCAUUGUAUGUAUGUGCUGUAUAUGCUUAAUGUGUUAAGUUAGUUUGAUGUGUGUGUUAUAGUUAUAGUUAGAAUUUAGUGUUAUUUGUCUUUAUUAGUGAGUUUUGAACAGUCGACCUCCGUGUCUAUGUCAUUUCCCUUUCCUAUGUUAGCUAUUUGCCCUGAUGUCUCGAUGUAACAUCAAAUAGCUAUAAAAAUAAAUUCACCCAUCCGAAAUCAUCACAACAUUGCAACCACAUAGACAAACUGCAGAUAUUCGCUGAGUCUCAGAAAUUCCUGGAACAAAACCAACAAUGUAUUUCCAAACGACAACCCGUACCAUUCAGGCAGAACACACAGGGCAGAAAGGCAGCAGAAAAUCUACGGCAUACGUAUCUAUUUCCAUCAUCAUAAAUAUAGUCUGGAAAAUGCCUUUUAACAUCGUUGAAACUGUAGAUGGUAGAGGCCACAAGGAGCUGUUGGCCGUCCCUGAAACAUGGAUUCAAGGAACAAGCAAAGGGAUAAAUUACCUUAUGUGGCCAAACGUCCGGCGAGCCGAUAGUUUAAACGCGCUUUUACUAGAUGAUUCAAGCAUGCCUUCUAAUUCAUGGGAGAGAAUAAUGUGCAAGAUAAAACGUACAGGACUGGAAACAAUCGCACAAGCUAAUCGCAUUAUACAGGAUAUGUGUUUGGUUUCAUCAACGGAUUGUAGUGUUGUGCACGAAGAAAAGUUAUACAAACCUAGAAAGACGAAGCAACAUGCUUUCAAACCAGACAACAGAUUUCAACAAAUGUUAGUUGAGGAACAGCCAAAAGAAGAGAGUAACGAGGCCAUAGAAUGCUUGAAUGAAGACAAUUCAAUAGAAUUUGAGGAAGAGGAAUAUUUGGAAAAGGAUGAAACUAGCAGUGAAGUUGACCAACUUAAACUACACGAUUCGGAACCUGCAAAUCUCAACAAAACAGUGAUUACCACACCUGAACUUUCUCCUAGUAUUGACGAACGAUUGGAAAAAUUAGAAAGAGCAAUGUCUACAGUUUUGGCGAAAUUGGAUAUUCUUCUAGAUAAAACAGUUAUUCCGGUAUCCAUGCGUCGCAAGAGAAAUGACAUAGGAUUUCAAGUGGUCAGUAGCAUAGAAGAGCUGUCAAUUUUAGAAUCAAACUUGGCCCAACCAGAUUAUUUCAAUGAAGUUUCGUCAUGGUUAGAACAUAACAUAUGGGAAAUCACCCCCGAAAAUAGGAUGAUAGAAAUUUUGGAUCUAAUUUUUUCAAAAAAUUUUUUGACCCUCUGUAGUUGGACCGGCAUAGGUAAGGGAAAAGAAAAAGUUCCUAUGAUGACACAUAAAAAUAUUCUUGAAUUAUUUAGACUUCAUGGCAGCACAGAAGAGGCUGUGGUCACCGAUAAAGUUUUGGCUCGUUUUUUUAUGAAAAGCUCAAAAAUGCAACAAAACGAGCUUAUUCGAAGGGAUUGCGAAAAAGUACACAGCACAAGUUCGAAUCUGUUUGAAUUCAUUGUUUUGUUGUAUAACAAUAAACUAUGUGAAUUUAUUAUUUCAAUGUAUGAAUUAAAGGAAUAAAAACAUAAAGAUCGGGUGUCCUGGUUUGUA
Molecule: messenger RNA, 1591 nt
Organism: Anopheles merus
Lineage: Eukaryota; Metazoa; Arthropoda; Insecta; Diptera; Culicidae
Exons: 3
Coding region: 302-1561 (419 amino acids)
Source: RefSeq, a predicted model, not a curated record